AGAGAGACGCGAGACACACUGGGGACUCUUUUUUGUGGCGGAGGCUUCAGGCUGUAGUGGACAAUUCACGUCGGGAGGAGGUGCUGUACGUCCAAGAUGGCGGCGCCCUGUAGACUGGAGGAACUAUGAGUGACCAUGAAAGACACCAAGUUGACAACACUGGAAAGUGAAGUAUCAGUUGUCCCCAAAACAGUCUGGUAGCGGCACCAAUGAAGAACCUUUGGAGUCUUUAAUACAUGUACUGGAACUGGCAUAAGCACAUUCAUGUAAGAUAAUGGCCCAACAAACAAAUGUUGGGGCGCUCCUCUCCAUGCUGGAUUCCUCCAUGCUGGGUGUGCUAGAUGAUAUAAUAGCUGUCUUUAAGGAGAACCUCAACUCUGACCGCGGUCCUAUGCUUGUAAACACCUUGGUGGAUUAUUACCUGGAAACCAAUUCUCAGCCAGUUUUGCACAUCCUGACUACAUUGCAAGAGCCACAUGAUAAGCACCUCUUGGACAAAAUUAAUGAAUAUGUGGGCAAAGCUGCCACUCGUUUACGCAUCCUCUCGUUAUUGGGGCAUGUAAUAAGACUGCAACCAUCUUGGAAGCAUAAGCUCUCUCAAGCACCUCUUUUGCCUUCUUUACUAAAAUGUCUCAAGACUGACACUGAUGUAGUAGUCCUCACAACAGGAGUUUUAGUGUUGAUAACUAUGCUACCAAUGAUUCCACAGUCAGGGAAACAGCACCUUCAUGAUUUCUUUGAUAUUUUUGGCCGUCUUUCAUCGUGGUGCCUGAAGAAACCAGGCCAUGUGACAGAAAUCUAUCUUGUCCAUCUCCAUGCCAGUGUUUAUGCUCUCUUUCAUCGCCUUUAUGGAAUGUACCCUUGCAACUUUGUCUCCUUUCUACGUUCUCACUAUAGUAUGAAGGAAAACUUGGAGACUUUUGAAGAAGUGGUCAAGCCAAUGAUGGAGCAUGUGCGAAUUCAUCCGGAAUUAGUGACUGGAUCCAAGGACCAUGAACUGGACCCUCGGAGGUGGAAGAGAUUAGAAACUCAUGACGUUGUAAUAGAGUGUGCCAAAAUCUCUCUGGAUCCUACAGAAGCCUCAUAUGAAGAUGGCUAUUCUGUGUUUCAUCAGAUCUCAUCACGCUUUCCUCAUCGUUCAGCUGAUAUCACCACCAGCCUUUAUGUUGAUACACAGAAUAGCUAUGGGAGUGCUACUUCUACCCCUUACUCCUCUUCUUGGCUGAUGUUGUUAAAUACACCAGGGCAGCUACCUCAGACUCUGAGUUCUCCAUCAACACGGCUGUUAACUGAGCCGCCACAAGCUACUCUUUGGAGCCCAUCUAUGGUUUGUGGUAUGACCACUCCUCCAACUUCUCCUGGAAAUGUCCCACCUGAGUUGUCCCACCCUUACAGUAAAGUCUUUGGUACAACUGCAGGUGGAAAAGGAACUCCUCUGGGAACCCCAGCAACCUCUCCUCCUCCAGCCCCACUCUGUCAUUCGGAUGACUAUGUGCACAUUUCACUUCCCCAGGCCACAGUCACACCCCCCAAGAGGGAAGAGAGAACAGAUUCUGCAAGGCCAUGUCUACACAGGCAACACCAUCUUCCUAAUGACAGAGGAUUAGAAGAGAUACCUGGUGGCAAAGGUUCUGUCACUCUAAGUGAUCUUCCAGAAUUUUUAGGUGAUCUGGCCUCUGAUGAAGAUAGUAUUGAAAAAGAUAAAGAAGAAGCUGCAAUAUCUAAAGAACUUUCUGAGAUCACUACAGCAGAUGCUGAGCCUGUGGUUCCACGAGGAGGAUUUGACUCUCCUUUCUACCGUGACAGUCUCCCAGGUUCACAGCGGAAGACCCAUUCAGCAGCCUCUGGUGCUCAGGGUACUAAUGUGAACCCUGAGCCUUUAAACUCCUCCCUGGACAAGCUUGGGCCUGACACACCAAAGCAAGCCUUUACUCCCAUCGACCUACCCUGUGGAGGUGCUGAUGAAAGCCCUGCUGGCAAUAGGGAACGCCAGACUUCUUUGGAGAUGAGUAUCCUCACUCCCAGCCCUUGUAAAAUUCCACCUCAGAGGGGAGUGGGGUUUGGAAGUGGGCAGCAUCCCCCAUAUGAUCAUCUCUUUGAGGUGGCAUUGCCAAAGACUGCCUAUCAGUUUGUCAGCAAGAAGACUGAGGAACUAUUAAAGAAGGUAAAAGGAAACACAGAGGAAGAUUAUGCUCCCUCUCCCUCCCCAAUGGAAGUACUGGAUAGACUAAUACAGCAGGGAGCAGAUGCACACACCAAGGAACUUAACAAGUUGUCUUUACCCAGCAAGUCUGUCGACUGGACCCACUUUGGAGGCUCUCCUCCCUCAGAUGAGAUCCACACCCUCCGUAACCAGUUGCUUUUACUGCACAACCAGUUGCUCUAUGAGCGUUUUAAGAGGCAGCAGCAUGCUCUUCGGAACAGGCGACUCCUCCGGAAGGUGAUCAAAGCAGCAGCUCUGGAGGAACAUAAUGCUGCUAUGAAAGAUCAGUUGAAGUUACAAGAGAAGGACAUCCAGAUAUGGAAGGUUAGUCUGCAAAAAGAACAAGCCAGAUACAGUCAGCUUCAGGAGCAGCGUGACACUGUGGUAACCCAGCUUCAUAGCCAGAUCAGACAGCUACAACAUGACCGAGAAGAAUUCUACAACCAGAGCCAGGAAUUGCAGACAAAGCUGGAAGACUGCAGGAAUAUGAUUGCAGAGCUACGGAUAGAAUUAAAGAAGGCCAACAGCAAGGUGUGUCACACUGAACUACUGCUCAGUCAGGUUUCUCAAAAGCUUUCAAAUAGUGAGUCAGUCCAACAGCAGAUGGAGUUCUUAAACAGACAGCUGUUGGUUCUCGGGGAAGUCAACGAGCUGUAUUUGGAACAACUGCAGAACAAGCAUGCAGAUACCACAAAGGAAGUGGAAAUGAUGAAAACUGCUUAUCGGAAAGAAUUAGAAAAAAACAGAAGCCAUGUUCUCCAACAGAAUCAGAGGCUCGAUACCUCCCAAAAACGGAUUUUGGAACUGGAAUCUCAUCUGGCCAAGAAAGACCACCUUCUUUUAGAACAGAAGAAAUACUUAGAGGAUGUCAAAGUCCAGGCAAGAGGACAGCUGCAGGCUGCAGAGAGCAGGUAUGAAGCUCAGAAAAGGAUCAACCAAGUGUUUGAAUUGGAGAUUUUAGAUUUAUAUGGCAGGUUGGAAAAAGAUGGCCUCCUGAAAAAACUUGAAGAAGAAAAAACAGAAGCAGCUGAAGCAGCAGAAGAAAGGCUUGACUGUUGUAAUGAUGGCUGCUCAGAUGCAGGAGUAGGGCACAAUGAAGAGGCAUCUGGGCACAAUGGUGAGACCAAGAUUCCCAGAUCUGGAAGCACCCGGGGCAAUAGUGGAAGUAGAGGAGGCGGAGGAAGCAGUAGCAGCAGCAGUGAGCUUUCUACCCCAGAGAAACCUACAAACCAGAGGGCAAGCCCAUUCAGUAGUCGUUGGGAAACUACCAUGGGAGAGCCCUCUACCAGCAUCCCUAUGACUGUUGGCUCACUUCCCAGUUCAAAGAGCUUCCUGGGCAUGAAGGCUCGAGAGUUGUUUCGUAAUAAGAGUGAGAGCCAAUGUGAUGAGGACGGCAUGACCAUCAGUAGCCUUUCUGAAACCCUAAAGACAGAACUGGGCAAAGACUCAGAUUUGGAAGCCAAGACUCCCCUGAACCUAGAUGGCCUGUACCCAUCUACCCCAAACCCGGACAGUGUUGGACAGCUUCGUAUCAUGGACUACAAUGAGACGCAUCAUGAACACAGCUAAGGAUGAUGGUCAAUCAGUGUUAACUUUCAUAUUGUUGGCAUAGACCAGGAGGUGUGAAAUGCAGAUUUCAAAGCUUUCCUAUUUCCAGGGUCUGAGUGGCUAGCUCAUGCGGUGGAAAUGGGAUGGAGAUCCUUUUGAUAAUUGACUGAAUGCGGAACGGUUUUUGGAUCUGGCAUUGAAAUGCCUCUUAACCCUACCCUCACCCUGCCCCCAAGCUUCUCUUUUAUUUACCUAGCAGUGUGUGCUAAUCCAAGGGCCAGUUUAAGUUCUUAAGUAGCUUUAUUUUCUUCCUUUUCUCCCAAAUGGUUGCAUCCUUUGAACCUGUGCAAUAUGAGGCCAAAUUUAAUCUUUGAGUCUAACACACCACUUUCUGCUUUACUGAAGCUCAGAUAACUUGGUUGGCUCUUGGUUUAGACCAGGUAAUUAGUGGCAUUGCAGGUAAGUCUGGUUUUGUUCCUUUCCAGAGAGUAGUAUGCAAAGCUGUUUGUCUUCAUGUGAAAGCUUUUUUCAUGAGACUUUUUCACUGCUUUUUGGUUCUGAAGUUCAGCACCUGAAGCAGCAGGUUUAGGAAAACAAUGGUUUAUUUACCCUUACAUUCUUUUGGCAGUUCUGAUAAGCUUCCUAGAAAGCUCUGUGUGAACAAAUGUCUGCUGUUUCAAAAAUUUAGAGCUGGCACUGAGGAGACCAUAUUUAUUUACCCUUUGGGAAAGCUCUGUUCCUUCUUCCCCCACUACCUCUUAUUUAUUUGGUGUUUGAAUGAAAGCUGGUACUUUUCUGAACGCAGGCUGGCAGUGUAGAUGGUAAAACCUGUUCCUGCAGGAGAGAAGGAGUGGUAACUUUGAAAAGUUACCUGAGAAUCACUUGUGUAAGAGAAACUGCAUCUCCAUGCAGAUCUUGUGCUGGCUGAGCCUUUUGGUUAAACUUCUCUCUGUUUCCCUCUCUCUGUGUUCACACUCACCUCUUAUUUAUGUAGCUUCUUAGUAACAUGCAGCAGAAAGGCUCUGAAGUUCCAAAGAGUUUCUUCAAUGUUUUAUGUGACCAUUGUUUCUCGGGCUUUUUUAGUUCCCUCACUUGAUAGUAGGUUCUAGACCACCAAAAACGUAACAGCUUCUUCAUACCAGUUCUAACUUUCAGGGACCUACUAUCCAAGGAGCUUGUUGCUGUUACACUCCCACGUGUUAGUAAUGGCAGAGCAUUUUAAAGGAAAGCUUGGGAGAAUGUUGACAAAGGCUGAUUGCUGUGUACCCACUGGGGUGACCACUUGUGCUCAGGAGCAGUGUGACUCCAGUCAGAACACUGAUGGUGGCAGAGAAUCCAAACUCAACAAAUGCUCCUGAAAUAACUGCUAGAAGCCUAAGAAUUGUGGCCUGGUAUUCCAGUUGAGGUAAGGAGAGACUUGUUAGGACAAUGAACUUGGUUUUUCAUUGUUAGACAAUGAACUUGGUUUUCCGUUUUCUCUUCUUUCCAUAAAAAAGAAUAGGGUUCAGCCAUGAAGAGGUAAAAGACAAACUGUAAUGGUACGAAAUCUUACUGUAUAUGGAAGCUUCCAACAUGUGAGGAUAAAAGUCUUUUUAUUUUGGGUGGCAAUAAAUAUUCUAGCAUCCCUAACCAAAGAGAGCUAGACCAUUAGGGACUCCAUGUCACUAUGGCUGUGCUGGCAGAUAACUUCCUUGGGACAGGAUUUUUGGGUAUGAUUGACUGGUCCCCAGCCUAAGGGAGGGGACAUACUUGAGUGCUCUCAGCCCAGCACAGGGCUAGCAAUUGCCACUAAUGGCCCAGUGUGAAGUAGUAGUGGCACCAUAUGUUUAACUUUGUCCAAAGGAAAGCUUAAAAUCCAAUAUGUUCAACUUUUCUAGUUCAGUUUUAGAAAAGGAAAACAUGAACAUAUUCAGGAAAAAAAAUAUAUAACUAUUGAAACUGGUUUUAAAUGCUUUCUCCUCCCCAAACCCAAGAGAUAUGUGCCACAGAACACCAGGCACUUAAAUCAAAGUCUUUUUCCUGGCUAACUGGCAAAGCAAAGGAGGCCAGUAUAAGAAAGAAAAAAAACAUUUAUUCUUUCAAAUGGGCAGAUAGUAAAAAUAUAGGAAAGAAAAGGAGGCAGCAUGGUAAAAUGGAACAAGAAUGAGGCCAGAAGCUCAAUGGGGAGAUCUCUGUGCACUGUGAUCUCAGCAUAUUCCUUUACCUGGGCAUCCAUUUGCUCAGCUUUGAAAUGAAGGCUCAGCUAGGUGAUCUCCAUCUCAAGUUCCUUUUGAAUUCUAGUUCUUUUUUUUAAAAAACUAAAGUUGGGGGAUUUAGACCUGGAGUCAUGUUCAAGUUAGCCAACCUAAAAAUUUGGGCCUUUAUGUUGCAGAGGACUCCAGAGUGAAAAGGAAGGUUUUGUUUUGUGGUUUUGAAGGUGAUAAACCUGCCAAGAAUCAGUGGCUCACUUGAUCAUGAUGCAGUGAGUAUUUUUUAAGGAUAGACAGGUGAUAUUAGAGGAACCCCCAAGAAAUAAUUCACAUAUGGGAAUAGGUAGGGCUAAGAUAUUAGAACGAUUAUUGUUAUGUGCAGCCUGUCUUGGCUCUGGAUGAGCAGCUUGGUAUUCAUAAAUGUUGGGAUUGGAGAGCCUCCAUUCCCAAAUCACUAUGAACAACAAGCUUACCUGACUCAGAGACAUUUGACCGAAGUGUGUAACCUACUCUGAUUCCCACCUAACACUAACCAGGGUUAGCACAGACCCUGAGAAGAUUGGAGUCUGCUGCUUGCACAGCAUUUGUUUAGAAAGGAGCACUACACUAUUAUUUUGGGGUUGAGGGUAGGGGGUGAAGAGGGGAAAUGGGAUGAUAACAGCAUGGUCUCCACAGAGAAAAUGAGUUCCUGAGUCUACUACAGGUCAGUAAGCAUAUGGAUCUCUUAUCAGAUAUAACUUAUAGAUUUUUUUUAAAAGCCUUUGACAAAGUUCUGACACAGAGACUUUAAAAAUUGUUACUGUGGGAUUGAAUGAAAUAUCUGUUCACUGAUAAGAAAACUGACUUAAAAACCAAAGGUAGAAGAUAAAGGUCAUUUUUGGAUCAAGAGGUUUUAGAAGGUUUCUUUGGAGAUGAGUGUGGUAGAACCAGUCUUAUUAAAGCAGGUGGGUAUACAGUGACCUCUCUAGGUUUGUUGAUAACAGAGUUUUUCAGGAGAGAAAACUGCCUGACCUUUGGGAAUAUGCUGUAGAAGAUUCUCAUUAGGCUUGUAUGAGUGGAAAGAGAAAUGAUAGAUAAACUUCUUUGUGAGUCAGAAUGUAUGUAAUGUGUUUAGGGGAAAUAGCCCAAACUAUUCUUAAAAGGUAAGCUAUUACAAUCCAGGAAAAGGUCCCGGAAACCACUGACAAUUAGAAAAAUUAGCCCACCAUGCUGCAUGGCCAAAGAGGCCAGCAAAUCAUGACGCAGAGUCAGGACAAGAAACAUUAUCAGCACCACAUCUAGUUUCUGAUGUUUUUAUUGAGACAGAACUCAAGAAAUUGUUCAGAGAAGAAUGAAUAAAAUCUUGGGGAUGAAAGGCUGUGGGUUGGACCACAGAGGUUCAAACUCAUAGUUAAAAAAAAAUAAUGGGUAUGUGUUUGUGUAGAGAAUAUAACUGAAAUGUGUUAUGACUAGCCAAUGUGAAUUUUCAGCAAAUACUAGAACAUGCCACUUGAAUCCAGACAAAAUAACUGAAGAACAAAUGAGAGUAUAAAAUUUUUCUAACUGAAAGCACUAAGAGGGUUAGUUGAAAGUAUAAAUAGAUAAGAAAUAUAAGUGAAGGUUCAGUCCCAGAACUGCAGUGGAGGGGGAGUGCCUCCUUGCCUUUUGAGGAUACUCUUCACAGAGUGGUCCUGGGAAGAAGCACAGUUCCACCCAAGAGAAUGUCUUACUUGGCAACGAAAGCUGCCUUUGGUGGAACAGCCCAAAUCAGCACACCUUCCUCUUGCUUCAUUUUUUACUCUUCAAGGUACAUGCUUUAAAAUUGACCUGCAAUGAGUAUUGAAAAAUGUAUCCAAUAUGAAGAUGUUGGUGUAUCUGUUUACAUCCAGAGUUCUGUGACACAUGCCCCCCUGCUCCCACCCCCAACCCCUGGACUGCUGCAGAGUAAUUGAUUGCACUUGAUUAAGCUUUUCUCUAGGUAAAAGAACAAGUUUAGGUUGGGGACUGGCUCCUAUAGGCUGCUGCUGUGACCUUUGGCCCGAUGUGGCUCGUUUCGUGUCCGUUGACUCAAUAAUGUGCCCAGGGGGAGCAGUGUUUCCAUCUUUUCUGCACUGUUCUAUAGUCUGUAUAUGCUAACCUAAAAGAAGAGUGGCUGUAGCUACAAGGGAAACCUGACUGGGAUCGUUGAGCACCUACGCCCAUGACUGCUUUUGGCCUUGAAACGAGUUUAUGAAGGCAGAGGAGCUCUCUUCCCCACUUCCCAGUGGAUAAUAGCAGAAUGUGCUAUGCCACAAAAUUAUCCAGUUUUGGGGGAUAAAUAGGCUGGUUUAACCAUUCGAGUGGAUCUUUUAGUGGAGACCCCUGAGAGUCUGAGAACCCUCAGACAAACCCCUCCCUCCCUCUCUCCACCUUGAUACAGUGUUUGGAUAGGAGGGUACGGUGCUGCUCUAUGUAGCAAAUACUUUGGCUUAUUAGAGGAAGCCAGGCAUUUUGCACUAGGAAGAAUCAGUGAUCACUUUUCAGAAGACUUCAGUGGACCACAAAUAUAUUAUGGAGGAACAGAUUUUGCUGAGACAUAAUCUAGUUUUAUAACUCAAUCAUGGGUCAACCAUAUUUAGCUAACUUGCAGUUUAAAGGGAUCCCAUCAGUGAAAACAAAUUUUUUAAACUGACUGCUUUUAGUUAAAUUGAAGAGUCAUCUCUUGUCAAAAGGUUCAGACUUUCCUGCCUCGAUCUUAAAAGCAUGUCAAACAAUCCACAUCUGAUGCCAUAAAUAUGAACUGCAAGGGAAAAUGGUACAAUCUUAGUGAAUGGGAAUUGGAAUCAAAAAGGUUUGCUGUCCUUCUUAGAAUGUUCUAAAAUGUCAAGGCAGUUGCUUGUGUUUAACUGUGAACAAAUAAAAAUUUAUUGUUUUGCACUACU
This is a messenger RNA of Choloepus didactylus (southern two-toed sloth), 8840 nucleotides long. RefSeq names its product TSC complex subunit 1 (gene TSC1). Gene Ontology annotation, biological process: regulation of cell cycle; negative regulation of cell population proliferation; negative regulation of TOR signaling. Bases 275 to 3772 code for a protein of 1165 amino acids. The transcript has 23 exons. The record is from RefSeq and is a predicted model, not a curated record. Lineage: Eukaryota; Metazoa; Chordata; Mammalia; Pilosa; Megalonychidae. Gene Ontology annotation, cellular component: TSC1-TSC2 complex.